Limanda limanda (common dab) is the source of this 4114-nucleotide messenger RNA. Its product is annotated as frizzled-6-like. Gene Ontology annotation, cellular component: plasma membrane. The record is from RefSeq and is a predicted model, not a curated record. Gene Ontology annotation, molecular function: Wnt-protein binding; Wnt receptor activity. Gene Ontology annotation, biological process: non-canonical Wnt signaling pathway; canonical Wnt signaling pathway. The coding region runs from base 384 to 2480 and encodes 698 amino acids. Lineage: Eukaryota; Metazoa; Chordata; Actinopteri; Pleuronectiformes; Pleuronectidae. The transcript is spliced from 8 exons.
GGACACGCAGAGACUGGGGCUGGAGGCUCAGAGCCGGAGUCUGUCUCAGGAAACACUCCGACGAAUCCCCCACAGAUCCACACCGGCUGUCUCCAUGUAGUCAGCUGCUUCUCCAACUCCUGCACAGUUCAGGGGAUGUGGGUUUCCUAUCUGUAACCCAGAGGCCAUGCUGACAGGGGGGCUGAUGGGAAAGUCUUACCUCCUGCAACACCCACCCGCUCCUCAGAGAUGUACCCAGGUGGAGUGAAAUGUGGAUAGCUGUGUGAGCCAGGGGAAUUCAACGUUUGAGCCAAGACAUCCUCGCACAGAGCCAAAAAGAAAUCUGUUCUACUUUACACAAAAUACACACACACACACACCCUCCCUCCCGAUCAGCCGCCACAAUGCUGAUGCCAGGACCACUGUGGGUGUGCCUGGCACUGAUAUGGGUGAGAAUGUGUGCUGCCCACAGCCUGUUUACCUGUGAGCCGAUCAGAGUGCAUCGGUGCCUGGGGGUACCUUACAACAUGACCUUCUUUCCCAAUAUGAUGGAGCACUAUGAUCAGGAUAUUGCAGCCAGCAAUAUGGAGCCUUUCAUGCCCCUGGCAAACCUACACUGCUCCCCAGAUGUCCACCACUUCCUAUGUCAAGCCUUUAUCCCAGCAUGCACUGAGGAGAAUAAAGUGAUCCGUCCUUGUCGAGAGCAAUGUGAGACAGUUCUGUCAGACUGCAAGGAGAAUAUCCGGAUCUUUGGCAUCACAUGGCCUCCUGAGCUACAGUGUGACAAAUUAGACUCAUGUAGUUCCGAUGAUGGUUCUACUCCUGCUGCAACCACUCCAGUGAUCUCCUCAUCAGCUAUGAGGGACCUGGGCUUCUGGUGCCCUCUGCAGUUAAAGACCAAGCCAGGCCAUGGAGCAUCGUUCCUGGGCGCCCAGGACUGUGCUCCGCCCUGCUCCAACAUGUACUUCAAACCUCACGACAUUGAGUUUGCGAAGAGCUUCAUCGGCGUGUGCUCCAUCAUCUGCCUGGGAGCGACUCUCUUCACAUUCCUCACUUUCCUCAUUGAUGUCAAACGUUUCCGCUACCCUGAGCGGCCCAUAAUCUUUUACGCCGUCUGCUACAGCUUCGUCUCGCUCAUAUACUUCAUCGGGUUCUUGCUGGGGAACAAAGCAGCCUGUACCGAGGCAGUGCAGCCUGCAGGCGUGGAUACAGUGGUGCUCGGCUCUCAGAGCAAAGGGUGCACUUUGCUUUUCAUGCUCCUCUACUUCUUCUCCAUCGCUGGUGUUGUCUGGUGGGUCAUCCUCACCAUCACCUGGUUCCUGGCAGCUGGACCCAAGUGGAGCUGCGAAGCCAUAGAGAAGAAAGCGGUGUGGUUUCACUCUGCCGCCUGGGGGAUCCCCGGGGCGCUAACUGUCAUGCUACUUGCCAUGAACAAGGUUGAGGGGGACAACAUCAGCGGGGUUUGUUUUGUGGGACUUUAUGACUUGGACGCCCUGCGCUACUUUGUCCUGGCUCCGCUGUCAGUUGGUGUCGUAGUCGGCCUCUUCCUCAUCCUGGCAGGCAUCGUCUCUCUCAACCACGUGCGACAGGUCAUUCAGCACGAUGAGCGUAACCAGGAGAAGCUGAAGAAGUUCAUGAUCCGCAUCGGUGUGUUCAGCUGCCUCUAUCUGGUCCCGCUGGUCACUCUGUUAGCCUGCUACACCUACGAGCAGAGUCAUCGCAGAGCCUGGGAGAAGACCUGGAUCAACGACCGCUGUCAGGAGUACAGCAUCCCAUGUUCCUACAAGACAACAGAGAACGACCGUCCUGACCUCUCUCUGUUUUUGGUAAAAUACUUGAUGACGCUGGUGGUUGGAAUAUCUGCAGUGUUCUGGGUCAGCAGCAAGAAGACAUGCUCUGAGUGGGCCUACUUCUUCAACAGAACCCGCAAGAGAGAUCCCAUCAGCGAGAGCCGCCGGGUGCUCCAGGAGUCCUGCGAGUUCUUCCUCAAGCACAACAGCCGAGUCCAGCACAAGAAGAAACACUACAAGCCCAGCUCCCACAGGCUCAAAGUCAUCUCCAAGUCCAUGGGCACAAGCACAGGCGCCGCUCCCACCAACGCCUCCACUCUCGCCAGCACCACCAGUAAAGGAACCUCUGCACUGGGCAACCAUGAUCCCCACAUGCAAGGUUCUCUGUCUGAGACCUCAGCCAGGGAGCACCUGGACAGGGGCACCUUGACCCGAAGCUCCAGAAGAGCGGAGACGGACAGAGAGAGGGAGCGGGGAGAGAGACGCAGCAAAGGGGAAGGUUCCAGCAAGUUCAGCAGCCACUCAGAGAACCUGCAUCCAGAUGGGAGGAUGAGUCCAAGGAGCGAGCGGUCAGAGGCCAGACAGGUUCCCAUUGGACUGCAACAUCCAGCGAUGAAAAAAUCACACAGCAGCAUCAUCCAGGACUCCACCCACCAGCUGGUGCACCAGGUGCCUGAGGAGAGCAAGGACACAAAGGAUAGCAGCUGCUGAGAUAUCCGAUCCAUCCAUUCACCUAUCCACCUAUAUACCUAUCCAUCCAUCCAUCCAUCCAUCCAUCCAUCCAUCCAUCUUUCCAUCCAUCCAUCCAUCCAUCCAUCCAUGAUACCAUUGAGAAAACAGUCACACAUGUUGCUGGUUGAUGUUACCUCUUUGUGCCGUAUUAUACAUCAUAUUAUUAUUGUAUUGGUUUCAUUAUUGUCAGUGAAUCUUCAUCACCAGCUAAAUGUAUCAUACCUUGAGUAUUUCAUAUGUGGUUCAGUGAGUUUUAGCAGAUAAUCUAAAGGUGUUAGAUGAAUUUAGUUUGGGUCACAAUACUGUCUUUCAGCUUUACUGAGCUUUUAGCCUGACACACACAGCAGCGCAGCUCUGUCCCAACUUUAAAACCACCAGUUUGAUUUUAAAGAGUGCAUCAGCUCUACUGUUUUGUUCAUUGAUAGCUCAGAAGCAUAUAAUGCAUACUAGUUAGCACAAGAAAUAUUUAUCUGCAUAUUUUUCUGAAAGUCUUUGACUGGACUAGUCGUUACACUGAGAGUUUUGUUAGAAUGAUGAUGACGCCAAACAUUGACCAUGAGGAGAGACUUCCUGUGGUUAACUCUUAUUGAAUGUCUUAUUGUGUUAAAGGUGAAACCUCAUUUUCGAAUACACAGUUUGCAACUUUUUUCUUCUUCAAAAAGAAGCAUACACUUAAACAUGAUUUUUUUUUUUAAGUUUUCUAAGAUGUUCUUUCAUUUUAUGUUUACCUCCAUUCUCCUAGAUAUUUUUGUUGAGUAAACACAGAUUCUGCCAAUUUUGGCCCCUGUAAGAGUUUCCAAGAUGUGAAUCUGGAUCAAGUAUUUGAGCUUUAUAGUUUUCUGAAAGAAUGUGCCUUCCUCUUCCUCAAAGAAUCUACAGAUGUUUUGCAUAUGUGAUGUCUACCUGUGUUUCUCGUUGUAGGUGUUAAGUCUUAUGAUCUUCAAGGAAAUUGAAGAGACAAAUCAAACAGGCUUUGCAAUAUUCUUUGUUUAGAAGCACAAACCACUACUUUUAAAGUAUGAAUAGUCAUAAGAAAUGAAUAUUUGAAAGGUUCUGGUUUUAUUUUUAUAACACAUGGGUCAAAGAUCAUACAGCACUCCUUCGAGAAGUGUGUUUUAUUAGAACAUGUGUUGUGCUGUAGUAUUUUUCCGUGUAAGGGAUCGAUUCUUCCCUCAGCUUUCUUUACCAUUUAUAUUUGGGAGUCAAGUGAUAGUUCCAGGAACACUUUUGAAAAGGGAAUCCUCGUCAGCCUAUUUCUACUGUAUAUUCUUACUCUGGCAUGUGGACUGGGGUCUUGCUUAUGAUAGUGGUGUAUAUAAAAUACUCUUCAACAGGGGGUUUUCAAAGUGAGAGAAUGAGAGCCUCAGACAAAGCUGGGAAAGAGGGGCCCCCCCACCCCAACUGAGUUUAGGUAGUUUUGCCCCAUUUCCUUUUUUCCGUGACUACAAAAUCCAUAAAUUCCCACUUAUAUUCCCUGAGCCUUCCUCCCACUUUGAAAACCUCUGUAAAUACAGUUCUGUGCGCUGUUUUUUUAUGUAGCCUGUCUUUUCAAUCCAAUUUUGUAUUUGUAAUUUCAUUUUGAUAAACAAUUGAAUAAUAAAAUAUUGAAUUUA